Molecule: messenger RNA, 3460 nt
Organism: Mercenaria mercenaria
Lineage: Eukaryota; Metazoa; Mollusca; Bivalvia; Venerida; Veneridae
Exons: 2
Coding region: 1270-2310 (346 amino acids)
Source: RefSeq, a predicted model, not a curated record
AAUGAUCAACUAGAACGGUUUUGGCGAUAUUGAGUUAAAAGAUUUUUUUCCCUAAUAUUUAGAAAUAAUCUCAAAGGAUGACAUACAGAGAAACAUGUGCUGAACUAGUCAUUGCUAUCCAUUUUCCUUUCAAAUCUAAGUGACUUGUAAGGAGGAAUACUUUGCAAAAAAUAGCAGAUAAACCCAGUAAAAACAUUUUCUUCAUGUACUCAUUCUGCCAAAAUACGAUAUUGCUACCUGCGAAAUAUCACCGAUAGAUCUCUGUAUUAGGUUAAUGUCAAAAUUGAGGAAACCAUUUUUGUUGAAGAUCUAUAAAAUAAGAUUCAUAACCGAAGUGCUCGUAAAGGUAAAAUAUAAUUUUCUUUGCUCUUUGAGAGAAACUGCAAAACUUACUCACUUUUCAAUCGCAGCUUUUCGUGCACUGCUCCAAAGCUUUGGAACUCCCUUCCCGUCAAGAUCAGGGAAGCUGACACGCUAACUGCUUUCAAAAGCCUGCUAAAAACCCACUUCUUUGUACAAUAUUUUGUUAACUGACCGAACCAUUGAUGCUUUUUGCUUCUUCUUCUUCAUAAAACAGCGUUUUACAUUUAUGAAUUUUGUUAAUGUGGAAUACAUUAUUUUUGUAUGCGUAUUUGUUAGUAUUUUUGCAAUUUUUCCGUGAAGCACUUUUGAACGUGUACAUGUGCAUGAAAAGAGUGCUAUAUAAAUGUGGUAUAAUAAUAAUAAUUAAACCAAUCAAUCAAACACGUUGUUAAAGAUUGUCUUCAGUUAACGCGUCAGUCAAAACAGCAUUUUAUUGUUUAUUUUUACAUUUUGAAUGAGUUACCCAUGAAAAAUACUGUAUCAUGCCAAAAUCCCAUGCAUUAUAUGAUACUAGGUGUUAGAAACAUAAAUGUAGUUUCUAAUAUUUGUUGUAUCUGACGCUAUUUAUUUGACGUCUGUUUGGCGUCUUCAGCCACGUGAUAAUUUGCGGCGUUCGUUGACGUCAACGUCAUACUUGUUUAUACUUCCGCCCAGACUUUGAAACGUUAACUGAACUGAACGUUAACUGUGGACAUUAAUUAUUCUGAUGAGACUUGAUGAGUAAGAGACCAAAUUCGAGAAUCGCUAUAACUAGAGAAAUAAAAGAGUAAAGGCGCAUCUCUCGUUUAGUCACUGAGUUGAUCCAAGUCCCAGAACAAUUCUCGAAUGUUCGAAUAAUCGAAUGCUCGAAUCCAGCGGUUGAUGUAGAUCCACUGAAGAAACAGUGACGAUACCAUUGGAUACAAGAUGACAGACUCUGAAAAUAAAACCUUUCAAGGACUUAAGCGGUCAAGGUCAGCACAAUGUGCGCAACUGACGAAACUGUAUAAGGAGUUGGAGCAAUACAUGAUUUCUCAUGAUAAUGAUGAUCUUGUUGAAAACUUGUAUGUGAAACUGUGCGACAAAUUCAACGCUUUCAAGAACAUACAUUUAGAGUGCCUAGACUUAUGUGACGAACCCGCCGAUUGUGAAAAUCUAGAACAAUCCUAUGAGUGUUAUCAUAAUAAUUUCACAGAGUUUCAGGAAAGAUAUGAACAAUGGAAGUCAUCGAACCAGUAUAAUGAAAAUGACGAAAUUUGUAGCAAUGCGUCAUCAACGUGUAAAAUGAAACUUGCGAGUUCCAAAGCUAAACGUUUGAUUGCUGAGCAAAAGUUAAAUUCUCUUAGAAAAAAACACGAGCUUGAACUGGCGCGCAGAGAAAUAGAAAUUAAACAGCAAGAACUUGAAUAUCAGUGUGAAUUAGAGCAAGCGCGUAUUGAAGAAUCGGUCUGGCACGAGGCAUUGGAGGAAGAAACUGGUGAACACGUGCAAGAUUCGUCAUAUGUGAAGCAGACGACAGUAAAUGAUUUCACUUCCGGUCAUGAACAGUCUGAUAAGAACACAAGAAGUGCACACGACGACUGUGUAAUUAUAAAUACACCUAACAACACUCAUUUGGUAACGGAGCAACGUAAGAAUGGAUCAAUGAAUCAGAACGCGCAUCCAUCUGAGAAUGUAGUCACGAGCGUUUUGAGAAAUACAGACACUAGCGUUUUGAGAAAUACAGACACUAACGUUUUGAGAAAUACAGACACUAGCAUAGAAUCAGCUUUUCAGUUGCUGGCAAAUACGUUACAAGAAGGAUUCAACUUACCAAAGCCGGAGCUCCUGAGAUUCAGCGGUUCAACAUUGGAAUACUGCAAAUUUGUGAAUAACUUUGAAACAAACAUUGACUGUAAAGUUCGUGACGACAGGUUACGACUUAGUUACUUGAUCACUACUGCGACGGAGAGGCAAAGAGUGCAAUAGAAGACUGUGUAUUACUGAGUCCAAGUGAAGGUUAUAAACGAGCAAGAGACAUUUUGUACUCACGGUACGGUAGGCCACAUAACAUUGCUAGAACUUAUGUAGAUAAAAUUGUUAAUGGUCAUUCCUUAAAGGCGUCCGACACUAAUGGUCUUUCAGAUUUAGCACUUGAAAUGAGAAAAUGUGAAAUUACUUUGUCUCAGUUAGGAUUUAAGUCAGACAUAGAUAACACAGACAACUUACGUCGCAUUGUGAGACGUUUGCCUAUGCACGUCCGCGGUAAAUGGGUAGAUAUUGCACACUCAAUUACUGAGUCUGGUAGGGAACUGUGCUUUUCAGAUCUAGUGAACUUUGUAGAAGAAAAGGCUCGAAUCGCCACUUCCCUAUAUGGCCUUGACCUUGCAAAUGAGAAGAGUCAUGGUAAGAUUGUUAUAGAUCGAACCUUUAAGUCAAAGCCAAGUCCUGCACCUCGUAGAAAUAAUGCUGUCAGUUUUGCUACGAAUAGUGCAGUAAACAAUCCUAUGUAUAAGCCGUCACGUAAGUGCUAUUGUUGUUCAGGUAGUUGUAAAGAUUUAGCUUCAUGUACGAAAUUUACAGCCAUGAAUUUAAAUGACAGGGAACAGUUUGUAAAAAAGAACAGACUUUGUUUCAAUUGUUUAAAGGGCAAACAUUUUUCUAACGUUUGUAGAAAAUCUACUGGGUGCAAUGUAACAGAAUGUAAAUCUAGACACCACUUUCUUUUACAUAGUUGGGUAGAUAGUAAAUCUGAUCACACAGAUCAACAAUCCGUCGUAAAUUGCGCAACUAAAAGCGGAUCUUAUGUGAAGAACUGUUUAGGUAUAAUACCUGUACUUGUUAGAGGUAAAAGUGGGACGUACUGCAAGACUUAUGCUCUGCUUGACGAGGGAGCUGACCAAACAUUAUGUGAUGAACGCUUGUUGAAAACGCUGAACCUACCCUCUAAACCUGUGACGUUCAAGAUGUCUACAGCAAGCUCUUCCGGUAUUAUCGUCGAAGGACAGGAAGUUGAGCUGCACGUGCAACCGGCGUCAGGUGGUAACGACGUUACGUUGAGAAAAGUUUGGUCAGUGAAAUCUCUUCCAGUAUCAACUAGAUCUGCUGCGAAAAACGCUGACAUCCGAGAUCUACCAUA